AUGCGCCUAAGCAAUAGUUUCGUCGAUCAAAUUGAGUUCAAAAUGAAUGUAAAGAAGGGCCAGAAGAACCCCAAAUUAUGGUUGGCUGCUUUAGUGGCCACGUCUGUUUUAACUUUGUCAUAUAAAGUCUAUGAGAAUUAUUUUAUAGGAUCAACAGCAUCGUCAGAAAGUAACAAGAAGAGAAAGUAUACAAAUAAAUCCAUAGCAUUAACAUUGUCACAUUCAGUUUUAAAUUCUAAGCUCCCGUUGAAUGAAAUAUUAGUGAAUUCCGAGAAUGUCACUUUCAUUUUACCACCAAACUUAUCGGUUGAAGAUUUGGCAUGCAACAUAGAGAACAAUUACAAUUUACCGAAGACAUUAAUUCAAAACUACAAACUUUUAAAAUGUGGCAACAUUCAAGGCUAUUUCAGCAUUCUUAAAAGCCUUGAGCCUGAUUUAUUGCUUAUCUGUCUGGAUGAUCUAGGUCUCCCCACAAUACCGCAGGAGAUGAAUAGGUUCGUGAAGGAGAUAAUUACAAUUGAUCAAAAUAAUGAAGACGUUUAUUCCAAGGUUUCUCCUUUGUUCUUCAAAUAA
Messenger RNA from Priceomyces carsonii, 573 nucleotides. RefSeq names its product Pex22p (gene PEX22). Bases 1 to 573 code for a protein of 190 amino acids. The transcript has a single exon. The record is from RefSeq and is a predicted model, not a curated record. Lineage: Eukaryota; Fungi; Ascomycota; Pichiomycetes; Serinales; Debaryomycetaceae.